Messenger RNA from Anoplophora glabripennis (Asian longhorned beetle), 939 nucleotides. RefSeq names its product serine/Arginine-related protein 53-like. The record is from RefSeq and is a predicted model, not a curated record. NCBI's taxonomy places the organism in Eukaryota, Metazoa, Arthropoda, Insecta, Coleoptera, Cerambycidae. The transcript is spliced from 5 exons. Bases 151 to 915 code for a protein of 254 amino acids.
UGGUUUGUGGUUAUAGAAGAAUAGAAGAUAGAAGAAAAUUAUUGUAGAUAUCUUUUAUUAAUUAAGCAUUUUUAAAAUCUGCAAAUAUUCUGGAUAUUGCAAAUUCUUAUAUAUUAGAAAAAAAAUAAUAGUUACAAAAUUAUUUAAGGAAUGGGUAAGUACUCAAGCGACUCAGAAAAUGAAAAACGAGGAAAAAUGUCAAACAAAAGUAGAAACAGACGUAGAUCCUCAUCAGAUUCAAGUGAUGAUAAUAUAAAUAAGCGAAGAAAAGACAAAAGGUCUAAUCGAAAUUCAGAGAGUAUAGGUAGAGAAAAGUAUUUGAAGUCUAGAAGAUCUAGAAGUAGUAGCACAUCUACCUAUCGAUCAUCAAAAUCAAAAGGAAGUACAAGCAAUUCUAAAGAGAAAUCUAGAUAUAAAAACCGUAGAAGAUCUAGAUCACGAUCUAGAGGUGCAUACAGGUCACGUAGAUCUAGAUCAAAGUCUUAUAUAAGGGAAUAUGUUAGUAAGCAAAAAAGACAUUCAAGCUCUAGUUCUAGUUCAUCAAGCACAGAUCAAAGUAGAAAUGAAACAAGAACAAAAUUGGCGUAUGAAAAUGAAAAUGUAAAGAUUAAAAAUAGAAAUUCGCCUGACUCUGUUAUAGUAGCUAGUGAGCUAUUGGAUGAAAUUAAUGAGGAUAAAUUUGUUCCCAAAAACUUUUCUUCUAGUAAGUCCAAAAAAGUUCCUGAAAAUAUUGUUAUUGAUUUGAAGAAAAACACUAUUAAAGUACCCGAAUUAGAACCUGUAGAACCUGACAGUAUAUUUCACCACAAUUUGUUUUUAAAUGAAGAAGCAAGAAUAGAAAAAUGGGUGAAAGAGUUAUAUUCUUAUAGGCAAAAAGCAUUACAGCAAGGUUUAAAAAAUAUUACAAAAAUAUGAAUACAAAAUAUGUUUUACUUACAG